CCUGCACACUCCCCUUCAGCCAAUCCCUUCCCAGCACACCAACACCAUCCAUCCCCUGUUGUCUAAAUCCCUUCUGGACUUCCCUUAUUGCCCCCCUGGGUGUCCAUGUCCUUAAUUCCCUCUGGGAGAAUGUGCAAACGACCUCCACAUGCUCCCAAGGGACCCUUGAGAGAUAUUUUGGGAUCCUCAUCUCUUUUGCUGGGACCCCAUUCUGGCUUUCCCUUUUGUCCCCUCCCUGGGUGCCCUGCCAUGUUUACUCCCCGAAGAUGCCACUGUAGUCACUGCUGAGAUUUUCAGUGCUCUCUCCCUGCUGACUCUUGAGAGCCCCCCUGAUCCGUCCCUCGUCUGUCUCCUGCUCACUCUCGGGUACCCAAUCAAUCCCCGGUGCCGCCGCCAGCCGAGGGAGCCGAUCCCCCAAACUGGGUGAGGCACCUUCAGCUGCACUCAGUGCCCGCCGGCCCGGACGGUGGAAGGAAUUGCGGAGGAGCCCCAAGGGGCUGAAUCUUUGUAUUCCGGAGGGGGUUUUGACUGAAUUUGAUGGAAGAGGUGGAGGAAAAGCCCCAGAGAUCCCACACAAGGAGGGUCUGCAAACCCAGCCCAGGGAGCUGCAGAGAGGAAAGAUCCCCCCAGUGCCAGGAACACGGCCAGAGAUCCAGCCAGAGCUCAGAGCUGGGGAAGAAGCCCCACAAGUGCUUGGAAUGUGGGAAGGGCUUCAGAAAGAGCUCCCAAUUGAUCGAGCAACACAGGAUCCACACUGGGGAAAAGCCCUACGAGUGUGGGGAAUGUGGGAAGAGCUUCAGCCACAGCUCCAGCCUGUGCAAACACCAGACGAUCCACACUGGGGAACGACCCUAUGAGUGUGGGAAAUGUGGGAAGAGUUUCAGAGAUAUCUCUGACCUGAUGAGACACCAGGUGAUCCACACAGGGGAACGGCCCUACACCUGCUUGGAAUGUGGGAAGAGCUUUGGGUGGAGCUCCAACCUGAGAAAACACCAGCGCAUCCACACUGGGGAGAGGCCCUACGAGUGUCCCCAGUGUGGGAAGAGGUUUCAGCGCAGCUCCAGUGUCCUCCUACAUGAGCGGAUUCACACAGAGGAGAGGCCCUUCCGCUGCCCUGACUGCGGGAAGGGCUUCAACCGCAACUCCAACCUCACCGUCCACCGGCGCAUCCACAGUGGGGAGAGGCCCUACGAGUGUCCCCAGUGUGGGAAGAGCUUCUCACAGAGCUCUGAGUUGACCAAACACCAACGGAGGCACCAGUAAGGGAAGCCCUGCGAGUGCCGCGAGUGCGGGAAGAGCUUCGUGCGCUGCUCCAGCUCCAUCCCCCAUGGGAGGAUCGGCGUUGGAUGAUCCCCAGUGACCCCCGUUGGGCAGAGCCCUGGUGAUCCGUGGUCCUGGUGAUCCGUGUUGGGAAGACACCUGGCUGGGAGGCUCCACAUCUUCCUGGCUCCCUGUGGGCACCUGGAUGAACACAGGGGAAUGAAAAUCCAACAGGAUACAGAAUGACAAUGGGAACUGUUGACUUGAUAUCCUCCAGAACCUUUUGCCCCUGCUUCAGGAGCUGUGUGGGCAGAGAAAAGGGGAUGACACCGGGCUUGGGGGGCCCCGAGGGGAGCACACUCGCUCUCUGGGAGAGAGGACACGACCCCCGGGACCCCCCCUCACCUUCCUGCACAGGCAGAAGCCGAGCCCCAUCUCCAGGAAGACGAAGCCCAACACAGAGACUCCAAUCCCCAUCAGCAUCUUGCUGUGGGCAGCGUUUGACAGCAUCCCUGGGGGGUCUGCAGAGGUCAGGACCCCCAAAACUUCUCACAGACCUCCCAAGCCCCUCCAAGGACCUUUCCAAUAUCUCCCAGCCCACCCAGGACCCUCUGAAACCUCCUUUGGAGUCACUGAUUUUAAAAAAUCAGGUAUUUUAGAAAAAUUGGAGAUCUUAGCUAGAGAUAGGCCUUGCUGGAACUAGUUAGAGUUAAUGAUUGAGUGAGAAGCAGGAUUUGAGAUAAUGAAUCUUAGACUUAGGUAAAAAAUUCCUUUUCAUUGUAUGUGUGUUCAGCUGUGCUUAUAAUGAGAAAAGAGAAACUGAUAAACGGGUUCAGGAAGAUCACAGACCUUACAUCUGGAAACCCAUUUAAAAGUCACAAGGGAGGAAACUGGAGUUGUACCAAAUGUCAUUUGUAAUGUCAACCAUUGUAAAGGUAGAAAGGUGAGAGUGAGGAAGAGCGGUUUUCCUUCAUCUCUUGAUGACCCCUCCUCACCAAAACGACCCCCUCCUCAAAUUAGGGAGCCCACCACGCAGGCAUAAUGACUUUUUAAACUCAUUACCAUGAAUUUUAAUCCAAAGUGGAGCAUGGGAGGUGUUAGCAUUAUGAAUAUGUAUUAGUAUUAAUAUGUAUUAGUAUUUUGGAUAUUUAAGACUUUGGUAAAUAAAUAGACACUGGAAUCUUUUGU
Molecule: messenger RNA, 2448 nt
Organism: Poecile atricapillus (Black-capped chickadee)
Lineage: Eukaryota; Metazoa; Chordata; Aves; Passeriformes; Paridae
Product: zinc finger protein 239-like
Exons: 3
Coding region: 538-1263 (241 amino acids)
Biological process (GO): regulation of transcription by RNA polymerase II
Cellular component (GO): nucleus
Molecular function (GO): RNA polymerase II cis-regulatory region sequence-specific DNA binding; DNA-binding transcription activator activity, RNA polymerase II-specific
Source: RefSeq, a predicted model, not a curated record